AUGAUAAAAACUAUAUUAUUAUUAUUAAUAAAUUUUAUGUUAAUUUUGAUUGUAAAUGGUGAUAUAUGGAAUUAUUGUGACGGUAAUAUUAAUCCAACAUUUAAAAUUAAUAAACUUACAUUAUUACCAGAUCCACCAUUAGUUGGAAAAGAAGUUACAAUAAGUUUAGAAGGAUCAUUAAAUGAACAAAUAACAUCAGGUUCAUCAAUAUUUAAUGUUGCAUUCUUUAUUAAUGGUGGUUGGCGUCAACUUCCAACAUUCCAUAAUGAUAUUUGUAAAGUUUUAAGUUGUCCAGUUUCUGCAGGUCCAUUCACUUAUUCAACUUCUAUUAAAGUUCCAAUCUUCACUCCACAUGGUCAAUAUAAAGGUCAAUUAACAUUAACUGAUCAAUCAAAUAGAAAUGUUACUUGUCUUACUUUUCAAACUUAUUUAAAAUAA
Molecule: messenger RNA, 438 nt
Organism: Dictyostelium discoideum AX4
Lineage: Eukaryota; Evosea; Eumycetozoa; Dictyosteliales; Dictyosteliaceae
Exons: 1
Coding region: 1-438 (145 amino acids)
Biological process (GO): sterol transport
Molecular function (GO): sterol binding
Source: RefSeq, a predicted model, not a curated record